AUGUCUGAGAGUGUCGAUUUCCAGAGUGUCCAAAGUGAGAUUUCGUCGUCGUCGAACUACAAUGUUGUUCGUUGCAAUUGUAACCGCGAAGCUAAUGUUGUUAGGGCUUGGACUCCCAAAAACCCAGGUCGCAGGUUCUAUGGUUGCAGUGGUUUUGGAGCUAGGGAUAAGAAGAAGGCUUGUAACUUCUUUCGUUGGUACGACCUGGAGAAACCACACGGCUGGCAACAUCUUGCUUUGCUGGAGGCUAGAGACAUAAUUCAGGAGCAGAAAGAUGAGAUAGCAGAUCUGAGGACCAAGGUAAGUUCACUAACUCAUUCAAGUGAACUAGAAGAUAAAUUGAAGAAGAAAGGUGAAGAAUGUGAAGCACUGAAAAGGGAAGUGGUCAUGCUACGUGAGAAGAGUUCUGUGAUUCGCAAUGUUGUUGUUUCAUCUGUUGGAUUUGGUGUCCUUGUUGGUGGGAUAAUGGUGAUGUCGAAGUGGUGA
Molecule: messenger RNA, 486 nt
Organism: Raphanus sativus (radish)
Lineage: Eukaryota; Viridiplantae; Streptophyta; Magnoliopsida; Brassicales; Brassicaceae
Exons: 1
Coding region: 1-486 (161 amino acids)
Molecular function (GO): zinc ion binding
Source: RefSeq, a predicted model, not a curated record